This is a messenger RNA of Scomber scombrus (Atlantic mackerel), 2482 nucleotides long. RefSeq names its product pleckstrin homology domain containing, family G (with RhoGef domain) member 7 (gene plekhg7). Gene Ontology annotation, biological process: Rho protein signal transduction. The record is from RefSeq and is a predicted model, not a curated record. Lineage: Eukaryota; Metazoa; Chordata; Actinopteri; Scombriformes; Scombridae. Gene Ontology annotation, molecular function: guanyl-nucleotide exchange factor activity.
GGUGUGAUCAGUGUUGGAAUGCAACAGGAUUAUCAUCUGACCUUAACCCAGAAGAAGCAAAGCAACCACACCAUUGAACCACACUUUCUGAUCUUGCACUACAAUGACUUUGAGUUUAAAAUGUCUACAUCACUGAAGCACGUUAUUCUGCAGGACAAAGGCCAGGAUGUUGAACAGAAGUUGGACUGGAGUUACAUUGAAUGGGUUGAAAAUGAAGUUGUCACCACAGGUGUGGUGAACGCGCAGACACAAACGGAUUUGGGGCCCUCUGAGCACAAGGAGUGUCAGACCAGCAACCCAGUCAUAAUGCACAUAGAUCUCACACGGACGCACUCUAAGUUGAGACAUUCGUCCCUGGUGGACACUCAUGGUUUGGUUGCACCUUUGUUCCAGUUUGACCGGCAGGCUCCUGGCCGCAUCUCCACAUCUCCCACCUUAAGGAGGAUGAGGAGCACCCGACGUCCUCUAAAUGAUUCUGUCAGAAUGGGGAGGACAAAGGAGGAGCCUUCCACUGCGAGCACGCCAUCCACCAUAUCCCCCCUGUCCCCAGGACACAGAGUCAAGUCUCCUCUUGCAGCGAGCCCCCUCUCUGAUGGAGAGAUCUGUCAUGAUCAUCAGUCCAUUUCAUCCUCUGGCCGACAGAGAACAAGAUCACAUAGAUCAAAGACUUUUGACAACGGUUUUGCUUCCACGAGGCAAGAAUGCCGCAGUGCUCAUCCUACUCUUAUGAAAGAAUUUGGAUUUCCUGAUGGUGAAGUACAGGAGAAAGGGCAUUACCAUAAUAGGCUGCAGGAGAGGAGGCGGAGCUCUGUGGUUGUCAGCUUGCCAGGAUUGGAUGUUUCACCAGGAGACCUUUUUGUAUCCAAUGGAGUUGCUGACAUAUUGAACGGGUCCAACUUCUCUGAUACUAAGAAGUUAAAGUGGCCUUUUUCAAGACGUAGUACGACUAAAGGGAAGUCGCACAUAGGCACUGUGUCAGAUAUCGAGAAAUAUCUCUCAACAGUACAGAUUCCAGACUGGAGAAACCCUGACCUUCAGAAGUAUAAGGACUACUCUCUGUCAGAGUUCCUGCGGGACCAGUCUUCCCAGGUGAACGCCACCUCUGACCCUCAGGGCUUCAAGAGACAAGAGGCUAUCUGGGAACUCUUCACUAGCGAGUGUGUUUACUUCCUGGAUCAGCUCAUGGUUCUCAAAGAGGUGUUUUUGGCAGCACUCACAAACCUGCAUGAGAGGAACUGCCUGACUGAUGUUGACUCGUGGAGGCUGUUUGCAAACCUCAACGAGCUUUGCCUGGUGAGCUUUGGUUUCCUGAACAACCUCCUCCAUGUCAUCAAGGAUGCGUUGGAGAUUACCGAGGGUGGCAGGCCCACCCUGCUGGAGCUGCUUGGCAAGGCUUUCCAAGAGAGCAUAUGCCACUGCCUACAGAAGUACUGCCUCAAUUACUCCACCGCUCUGCUUUAUCUGGACAGCCUGAAGCCAAGAGAGGACUUUGGAUCAUAUGUGAAGUGGUGUGAGAGGAAUGAGCAGUGCAGGAGGCUGCAACUGCGUGACCUGCUGGUGGCACCACUGCAGAGACUCACCCGAUAUCCGCUCUUGCUGCGGAAUAUCGCAAAGAGAUUUCAGACAGAGGAGGAAACCAGAGGCCUGCAGGCUGUAGCAGAGCAAGUGGACACAUCUAUAUGUGAUUUAGAGGGAAAGGUCAAAUGGCUGGAUAACUACCAGAAGGUGAAACAGCUGAGAGAUGCCCUGGUUUGGCUGCCUGUUUGGGAGAGAGACAAACGUGCCUUCAUCCCUGAGAAUCUGAAGCAUCUUUUGAAGGCUGUCACCCUGGAGAAUCUCAUUUCUCACAGGAGCCUGCUUCACGAAGGGAAACUGGUGCUCAUAGAGAACACAAAGAUGAUCGAUGUCUAUCUGUUCCUGUUUGACGAAUUCCUGCUGAUCACAAAGAUAAAGCGAAACAAGAAGCGGUCCAUCGGCCCAGAACAAAAUCCUCUUAGGACGCCGCAGCACCUGGAGCUGGAUCAGCUGCUGAAGGAGGGAUGCACCUUCACGGUUCUGGACCAGCCUGUCUCUCUGGACCGACUCCAGCUCAAGAACAUUGAUCAACUUAACGCCUCAACAUCGGGGCUGCCUCAUUCUUUCAUAGUCAUGCACCAGAACCGCUACCAGCAGUGCAUAGGUGCAUUCAUCCUGCAAGCUGCGUCAGAGGCUGCCAAGCGAGUGUGGAUGUCAAAGAUAGAGGGCGCCAUGACGGCACUGCUGAAGCUGGACUCUCAGCAGCCGCGAGUCAAGGGCUACUCACUGUGGCUGGAGUCUUCACAGAUAUGACCCAUCAGACAGCACUAGAAGCCAUCUCAACCGUCCCUACUGUCAAUGUGCACUUCACUGUCCCCCUGAAGUCUUUUAAAUGACUGUUCUAGCACUAGGAUUAUUUUGUAAAUUCAUUGUUAGCCCUGAGAGGCAGCUGCUGCAGUAGUGUACA